Molecule: messenger RNA, 1593 nt
Organism: Drosophila ficusphila
Lineage: Eukaryota; Metazoa; Arthropoda; Insecta; Diptera; Drosophilidae
Product: solute carrier family 25 member 40
Exons: 2
Coding region: 156-1526 (456 amino acids)
Biological process (GO): mitochondrial transmembrane transport
Source: RefSeq, a predicted model, not a curated record
GCCCGUCAUUAGAGUUGCCACCGAAAACGUCAGAUUUCUAAGACUUCACUUCUGGCCCCGAAUAAUGUAAAAUUCAGAAAUGUAAAUUUAUAAAUGCUACUUCGAAACCAGACCGACUCUUGCUCAACUGUUCAAGCUCCAGAGAGACGGCUGCCAUGGCAAAGGAGGACACAGGUGGGUCCAGCGCAGAGGCGCCUCCCGCCGAGUCGGAGGUUUCGGUGGGUCGCGGACCUCGUGUUGCCCCUCAGAGAGGCAGACCCUUCAACGCCGGAGGUGGAGAAGGUAGAGGAGGUGGCAGAGAAGGUGGUGGACCAAGUGGAGGCGGUCCCACCAGUGAAACCAGUUCGGAGGAGAUCCCUAGACGAAGCGACGGGAAUGAGAGUGUAAAAGACAUAAAGUCAAGGCAGCGGAAGCUGCUAAAUGAUCCCCGCUUCCAUAUCCGGCCAAUGCAGCAGGUGCUCUCGGCCUGCGCCGGAGCCAUGAUCACCGCCUGCUUCAUGACGCCACUGGACGUGAUCAAGACCAGGAUGCAGUCGCAGCAGUCGCCCUCGCACAAGUGCUUCUUCUACUCAAACGGACUGAUGGACCACCUCUUCGCCGGCGGUUCCGAUGGAGCCGCGAUGGGAAGUCUCCGGCCGCGACCCCAGUUCACCAGCACCUGGGACGCCCUGCUCAAGAUCAGUCGGUACGAGGGAAUUGGUGCCCUGUGGUCCGGCCUGGGACCCACCCUCGUCUCCGCCCUGCCCUCCACCAUCAUCUACUUCGUGGCCUACGAGCAGUUCAAGGCCAAGUACCUCCAGUUGUACGAGCGCCACGCAAAUGGGAAUGGAGCUGUCCACCUGAUUGGAAAGAGGGACACGAAAAUGGGUCUGCCGCCGGUGGUUCCCAUGAUGUCGGGGGUCACGGCUCGCAUUUGUGCGGUAACAGUGGUGAGUCCCAUUGAGCUGGUCAGAACCAAGAUGCAGGCCCAAAGGCAGACCUACGCCCAGAUGCUGCAGUUCGUCCGGAACGUGGUGGCCCUCCAAGGUGUCUGGGGAUUGUGGCGAGGCUUGCGACCCACGAUCCUGAGGGACGUGCCCUUCUCGGGGAUCUACUGGCCCAUCUACGAGUACCUGAAGCACAAUCUCAGCCAGAGUUCGCAGCCCUCGUUCAGCUUGAGUUUCCUGUCUGGCGUGUUGGCUGGAACGGUGGCCGCCAUCCUGACCACUCCCUUCGACGUGGUGAAGACGCACGAGCAGAUCGAGUUCGGGGAGAGGGUUAUAUUCACGGACUCGCCGGCGAGGGAUUUUGGCAAGAGAUCAACCUACAGCAGGCUGUCGGCCAUUUACGAGAUGCACGGCGUGAAAGGACUCUUUGCAGGAUGCGGACCAAGGCUUUUGAAGGUGGCACCUGCCUGCGCCAUCAUGAUUGCCACCUUCGAGUACAGCAAGUCCUUCUUCUUCUACUACAACGUGAGGCAGCACAACGAGGCCCUACUGUUGGGCAACCCGAACGCCACGCUGGUCGAGGAGGACGACAUCGACUAGGUGGGCGGAGGGAUUGCGCAGUCAAGUCGACUUCCUUUGUAAAUAAACAGCGCAUAUUUUAUGUAAA